AUGGGUUGUGGCUCGAGUAAGAAUAAGGGAGAUGAGACGGAGAUGUCGAGGCCGGCGCAGACCGGAGGAAGCGCGCCGCCGGGUCCUACGCAUGCCGUCAGAAAUGAGCCCGGAGCUCAAGGUGCUGCGCAGUCGGGGUCAACAGAGAAGAAACCGACAAAUCCGGAUAAUCCUAUCGUGUUCUUUGAUAUCACAAUUGGAGGACGCAAUGUUGGCCGCGUGCAGAUGGAGCUGUACCUAGACGUUGUUCCCGCAACUGCGGAGAACUUCCGCCGAUUCUGUACCAAUGAGGCAGAUGUUGGAGGCUACAAAGGCAGCACGUUCCAUCGUGUGAUCCCUUCCUUCAUGAUCCAAGGCGGCGACUUUCUGAACGGCGAUGGAACCGGUAGCGCCACCAUCUUCGGCAGCGAAUCUUUCGACGACGAGAACUUCAACCUUAAGCAUACCCGUCCUGGACUUCUGAGCAUGGCUAAUUCCGGUCCGAACACUAAUGGUUGCCAAUUCUUCAUCCUGACUGAUAUGACUCCUCAUCUGGAUGGAAAGCAUGUUGUGUUCGGAGAUGUGAUUGAUGGGAUGAAAGUCAUUAGAGAGAUCGAGAAUACUCCGACGGGACCUGGGGAUAGGCCGGUUAACGAUGUUGUCAUCAGCAACUGUGGGCAGAUAUCUGGGACAAAAGUGAACUGA
Messenger RNA from Didymosphaeria variabile, 684 nucleotides. It is a transcript of the gene cyp3, whose product is annotated as Peptidyl-prolyl cis-trans isomerase-like 1. The transcript has 3 exons. Lineage: Eukaryota; Fungi; Ascomycota; Dothideomycetes; Pleosporales; Didymosphaeriaceae. The coding region runs from base 1 to 684 and encodes 227 amino acids. Gene Ontology annotation, cellular component: intracellular membrane-bounded organelle. The record is from RefSeq and is a predicted model, not a curated record. Gene Ontology annotation, biological process: protein peptidyl-prolyl isomerization; protein folding. Gene Ontology annotation, molecular function: peptidyl-prolyl cis-trans isomerase activity.